AUGAAUGUGAAAGAUAAUAACUUGUUAGACUUGACUGAGUUGUUGAUCGAUGUUGUGUCUAUGGAGGAUGAUUUCGUCCAUGAGUUGGCAAAAGAAAAACUGGCUGAAUACGAAGAAACAAAUCUGGAUGAUUAUUUGUCUACCUUAGUAAAGGAGUUUAGAGACGAAAAGAAAGGAGAUGGUAUCAGAGUAUCAGCUGCUCAACAGCUUAGCAAAACUCUCAGCAGAGUCUGGUCGUCUCUAGAGGAAGGAGCUAAGACUUCGAUUGGUGAAGCCUUGUUGGAAACUGCACUAUUAUCUCCCCAACCUUGUUGGUGA
Messenger RNA from Microthlaspi erraticum, 318 nucleotides. The record is from the annotation of a GenBank genome assembly. Lineage: Eukaryota; Viridiplantae; Streptophyta; Magnoliopsida; Brassicales; Brassicaceae.